AGCACGGUCCCUGCUGAGGUCAAAAGACUGCAUCUUUGCAUUAACCAGAUUCUGGUGGUUUUUCUGCAGUUAACGGCUAGUUAACGGCUAGCCAGCAGGGACAGUGAGAGGCCGUUGAUGGACCAGCCUGGUGAAGAGGCGGGGUUAGAAUGGGACAGAGCACCUCGGAACAAGAGGGCCAAGAACAUGCAAAUGCCUCUCUGGACGAAGGGUUUAACAACAUCAAGGCGUUUGUGGAGGAAGAGCUACAGACUAGCAUGAUGAUGGGGAUGGUGAUUGGUGCGGGCAUCGCCAUAAUCCUCAUCGCCAUCCUCAUCUUCUUCAUGCUGCGGAGGAUCCAGCUCAGAAACCUGCAAGCCCAGGAGGCCCCCAAGUAUAGAUUCCGCAAGCGGGACAAGGUCAUGUUCUAUGGGCGAAAGAUCAUGCGCAAGGUGUCCCAGUCCACUUCUUCCCUGGUGGGCACAGCCUCCUCCACACGCCCACGACUCAAAAAGAAGCAGAAAAUGCUCAACAUUGCCAAAAAGAUUCUGCGUUUUAAGAAGGAGGUGCCCACCCUGGUAGCUAAGGAGCCUCCUCCCUCAGUGCUGGAGGCCGACCUUACAGAGUUUGACGUGGCCAACUCCCACCUGCCCUCCGAGGUGCUCUACAUGCUCAAGAACGUCCGUGUGCUGGGCCACUUUGAGAAGCCUCUGUUCCUGGAGCUGUGUAAACACAUGGUGUUCCUGCAGUUUCAACAGGGAGAGUACGUCUUCAGACCGGGCCAGCCUGACAGCAGCAUCUACGUGGUGCAGGACGGAAAACUAGAACUGUGCCUUACUGGAAUGGACGGCAAGGACGGUGUGGUGAAGGAGGUGUACCCCGGAGACAGUGUCCACAGCCUCCUCAGCAUCCUGGACGUCAUCACCGGACACCAGAAGCCGUACAGGACGGUGUCGGCGCGGGCGGCUGAGGUGUCCACUGUACUGCGUCUACCCGUCGAGGCCUUCCUCUCCAUCUUCGAGAAGUACCCUGAGAGCCUGGUGCGGGUGGUCCAGAUCAUCAUGGUUCGUCUCCAAAGAGUAACCGUUCUGGCGCUGCACAACUACCUAGGGCUCACCAAUGAGCUCUUUAGCCAUGAGAUGCAGCUCCUGCGCCUGCUGCCCCUGUCCCCCCAUCCCGUGCCCCGCACCAGCCCCCAGCGCCACGGCAAGCGUUUCAGUAGCCUGACCGUGCCCGCGGAGGACCGCGAGGCCGCCGUGAAGGACGCACCAGAUCCUGGGAAGGAUGGAGCCACAGUCCCACCAACCCUCAGCAGGACCAUCUCCAUGCCUGUAGACAUCGCCGGCAUGCAGAAGAAUCUGCGGUCUGAUUUCGAUAUGGCCUACGAGAGGGGACGGAUCUCAGUUUCCGCUGAGGACGGCAACACACCACCCACCUAUUCACGGGACCAGCGGGAGAGGAGGGUGACCGUAGACGAGGUGCCGUCGGGGGUGUACCUGUACCCCGAGGAGGAGGGGGGUCCGGACAACCAGUUCUCACCAGGACCAGGACCCGUCCCCGGUCGCCCCAGCCCUGCCCUGUUCGAGGAGGCCCUGAAGGAGCUCCUCAAACUCAUGAGGAUAGAGGACCCCACUCUGCUGAAUGGGAGAGUGACUCUGCACCACGCCAAGGCAGGAACUGUGCUGGCUAGACAAGGAGACCAGGAUGUGAGUCUCCACUUUGUCCUGUCUGGCUGCCUCCACGUGUACCAGCGGAUGAUCGACAAGCAGGAUGCGGUGUGUCUGUUUGUCACCCAGCCGGGUGAGAUGGUGGGCCAGCUGGCUGUGUUGACUGGAGAACCCCUCAUCUUCACCAUCAAGGCCAACAGAGACUGCACCUUCCUCAAGAUCUCCAAGUCUGACUUCUACGAGAUCAUGAGGGAACAGCCCAGUGUGGUUCUGAGUGCAGCCCACACCGUAGCCAUCCGAAUGUCCCCCUUCGUCAGACAGAUGGACUUCGCCAUAGACUGGAUGGCUGUGGAGGCCGGCAGAGCCCUCUAUAGGCAGGAAGACCAGUCGGACUGCACCUACAUAGUUCUGAACGGACGUCUGCGUUCUGUUAUACGUAAAGCUAACGGGAAGAAGGAGCUGGUAGGAGAGUACGGUCGAGGAGACCUCAUAGGAGUGGUUGAGGCUCUGACCCGACAGCCCAGAGCCACCACGGUCCACGCGGUCAGAGACACAGAGCUGGUCAAGCUCCCAGAGGGAACGCUCAACAACAUCAAGAGGAGGUACCCACAGGUGGUCACCAGGUUGAUCCACCUGCUGGGACAGAAGAUCCUGGGGAACCUGCAACAGGCCCGAGGACCAUUCUCAGGUUCUGCCCUCGGCCUGUCCAGCGUAGCGUCCAGCCCUGACGUCACCAACCCGGCCAGUAACCUGUCCACUGUGGCCGUACUGCCCAUCUGUGACGAGGUGCCAAUCAACGCCUUCAACCUGGAGCUCAGCCACGCCCUCAGCGCCAUAGGACCUACCCUGCUGCUGACCAGUGACAUAAUCAGAGAGCGACUGGGGGCCUCCGCUCUGGAUAGUAUCCACGAGUACCGUCUGUCUGGCUGGCUGGCCCAGCAGGAGGACAUCAACAGGAUAGUCCUGUACCAGACAGACAGCAGUAUGACUCCCUGGACCCAGCGCUGCAUCAGACAGGCUGACUGCAUCCUCAUCGUGGGCCUGGGGGAACAGGAACCUGCACUGGGACAGUUAGAGCAGAUGUUGGAGAACACUGCGGUGAGGGCUCUGAAACAGCUUGUGCUGCUCCAUAAAGAGGACGGCUCGGGGCCCUCCAGGACCGUAGAGUGGCUCAACAUGAGGAGCUGGUGCUCCGGACACCUCCACCUCCGCUGCCCCCGCCGGGUCUUCUCACGGCGCAGCCCCUCAAAACUGAGGGAGGUGUAUGAGAAGGUGUGUGAGAAGACAGCGGACAGACACAGUGAUUUCUCUCGGCUGGCCCGGGUACUGACUGGGAACAGCAUCGCUCUGGUGCUGGGAGGAGGAGGUGCCAGAGGCUGCUCCCACGUGGGAGUGAUCAAGGCCAUGGAGGAGGCAGGGAUUCCCAUCGACAUCGUGGGCGGGACGUCCAUCGGGUCGUUCAUCGGGGCGCUGUACGCCGAGGAGAGGAGUGCGGUGCGCACCAAGCAGAGAGCCCGCGAGUGGUCCAAGGCGAUGAACUCCGUAUUCAAAACCAUCCUUGACCUGACCUAUCCCAUCACCUCAAUGUUCACCGGUGCCGCCUUCAACACCAGCAUCUCCAAAGUGUUCCAGGACAAGCAGGCUGAGGACCUGUGGUUGCCCUACUUCAACGUGACUACUGACAUCACGGCGUCCGCCAUGCGUGUGCACCAAGACGGCUCGCUGUGGCGCUAUGUUAGAGCGAGUGCCUCCUACACCCCCUAUUUACCUCCCCUCUGCGACCCCAAGGAUGGCCACCUGCUUGUGGAUGGUUGCUAUGUUAACAAUGUCCCAGGGUCACUGUGGCGCUAUGUGAGGGCGAGCAUGACCCUCUCAGGGUACCUGCCGCCCCUCUGCGACCCCAAAGAUGGCAACUUGCUUAUGGACGGGGGCUACAUCAACAACCUGCCAGCGGACAUCGCAAGGAACAUGGGCGCCAAGACUGUCAUCGCCAUCGACGUAGGUAGCCAGGACGAGACGGACCUCUGUAACUACGGCGACAGCCUGUCGGGCUGGUGGUUGCUGUGGAAACGGAUCAACCCCUGGGCAGAGAAAGUGAAGGUUCCAGACAUGGCAGAGAUCCAGUCCAGGCUGGCCUAUGUGUCGUGUGUACGUCAGCUGGAAGUGGUGAAGAAGAGUGCCUACUGCGAGUACAUCAGACCACCCAUCGACCGCUUCAAGACAAUGGACUUCGGCAAGUUUGAUGAGAUCUACGAUGUGGGCUACCAGCACGGCAAGCUGCUCUUUACCGGAUGGGCCCGUGGUGACAUCAUCGACAACAUGCUCAAGGACCACCGCUCGGCAGACUACAACGACAGCAAGACCAAGACGGACUCCUGUACGUGUCCAGGUUCAGACUUCACUGACCUGGCUGAGAUCGUGUCCAGGAUUGAGCCGGUCCAGACCUACGUCGAUCCCGACGCUGAUGCUGCUGAGGCGGGGGAUGAGUCGGACUGCCUGACGGAGUAUGAGGAGGAUGGGAUGGACACGGUGAGAGAAGAAGAGGAGGAGGAAGAGGAGGAGGAGGAGGAGGAGGAAGAGGGGGAACAGGAACUCGAUGACCUCUCCCCCGGAGAGUGGGGCCAGAACGGAGUCUUCCAGGCAGAUGAGGAGAAGUCAGUCCGCCAGCGGAGGAAAACAGAAGGUGACUCCAACACCUACUCCGAGCUCUCCGACUGCUGACAGGAGGAGAGGAAAAAUGAAAAAGAGACGGGCUCUGGGUCCAAAAACUAAGAGGUGGAAGAUGAGAGUUGGAUGUCGGGCAAUUUCUGCAGCUACUGUAGCUUAAAUACUUAUUUUUUUCCUCAACCCUAAUCUACCACGCUUGAUUCUAAUAAUUAGCUGGUUUAUCAAAGAAAUCAGGUUAGUUACAUCAAGGAGGAGAGCUCUCCAGGAACAGUGAUGGAGAGCCCCACUCUAACCCCUGACCCUUAACCCGGAAGCCCUUGGACCAUGAAUGGACCCUCUCCAAUCUGAAGAUGGACUCGACUGGGACCCCACCACUCUGUUUCCCUCCCACCACUCCACUCCUGCCAAAGCUGAAAUACUUUUAUUGGGGUGACUAAAGUGUGUCCCUCAUACCACAGGGAACACAUUAGUACUUGGUUGAAGUUAAACACCUAGUCUCUUUAAAGCUUUCAGCUCCAAUGCUUUGGCCCUUUUCAGACUGUCUGUCUGCAUGUCAUGUCUGUCCCUAAUCAGGAGAGAUUAUCAUUGAUGGUACACUGUUCUCUGUUCAGACACACAUGGGUAUUACGUGGAUGGAAGUUGGAGAGAGGUGUGUGUGUGUGUGUGUGUCAUUACGAUUUAUUUGCUAGUAGUAGUAUUGAUGUUGAAUGGAGAGAGAGAUGUAAAAGACUGCUAAAGAAAUGAGAGGUACAAAACCGCUGCUGCGCACAAACGGUAGAAACUGAUGUAUACUGAACAAAAAAUAUAAAGACAACAUGCAACAAUUUCAAAAGUGUUAGGGAGUUAGUUCAUAUGGAAAUCCGUUAAUUGAAAUUCAUUAGGCCUUAAUCUAAGGAUGUCACAUGACUGGCCAGGGGAGCAGGAUGUUCAGGUCCUUGACUGGCGUGGUCUGCGGUUGUGAGGCCGGUUGGACGUACUGCCAAAUUCACAAAAACAUUAGUGGCGGCUUAUGGUACAGAAAUGAACAUUUUAAAUUCUCUGGCAACAGCGCUGGUGGACAUUCCUGCAGUCAGCAUGCCAAUUGCACACACCCUCAAAACGUGAUACAUCUGAGGCAUUGUGUUUUGUAAUAAAACUGCACAUUUUACUGGCCUUUUAUUGUCCUCUGCACAAGGUGCACCUGUGUAAUGAUCAUGCUUUUUAAUCAGCUACUUGAUAUGCCACACCUAUCAGGUGGAUGGAUUAUCUUGGCAAAGGAGAAAUGCUCACUAAAAUACAUUUUGCACAAAAUUUGAGAGGCUUUCUGUGCGUAUUAAGAAUGUCUGGGAUAUUUUAUUUCAGCUCAUGAAACAUGGGACCAACACUUUACAUGUUGCAUUUUAUAUUUUUGUUCAGUGUACAUUAUUGGAUGUUGAAGUAGGGAGGUGAAAAUGUGUAGAGGAGAGGUGUGUGUCAAUGGUUUCCACCAUGCUUGCUACUACUGUAUGCUGCUUGUUUCAAGCAGAGGAUAACAAUGCCUUUUCAACCUGAAUUUAACCCUUUAAAAAACGAUGGAGGGGAGACUUUGCCAAUGGACCUUUUAGUAUAGAAACCCCCCUCUCCCUACUUGCCUAAUGCUUGCAUGGGGUCCUGUGUACUCCCUAACCAACAAGUGUCAAACUCAUUCCACGAAGACCAAGUGUCUGUGGGUUUUCGCUCCUUCCUUUUACUUGAUGAAUUAAGGUCACUAAUUAGUAAAGAACUCCCUUCACUUGGUUGUCUAGGUCUUAAUUGAAAGGAAAAAAACAAAAACCUGCAGAACCUAGGCCCUCCAUGGAUUGAGUUUGACACCCCUGCCCUCAAAUGGUCACAGAAUAAUUCAGUCUAAUCUUAGUAAUAACUAUAUAGACAUGAUACAUACUUUACACCUGUUAAUACUCAAAUGAUUUAUUAUAUACAUAUUUAUAUGUUUUUCUGCUGCAAAACUUGGGACUCUUUUCGCCUGAGAGAAGUCCUUCCUAAAUCCAUUCAAAUGUGCACUGAAUGUUUUUUGUUUGUUGCCAAUUUAGUUUUAUUUAUUUGUUUUGCUUUACCACUGGCUUUUUUUAAAGCCUUUUUUUAUCACUGAACAAAAAGGAGGGAAAAAACCCUAAUGGAAAAUUCUAAUUACGGACAUGAAUAAUGAACUGUACUGUCCUUUCUUAUAAGCUUGGGUUUUGCUAUUUUGCACUGAUGAAUAUAAAGAAUAAUUCCUUGGUUGGAAAGGAGGUUUGUUUUAUUUGCAUCUUGCUUAAGAUGCCCUAUGGAGACAGGAUGGUAUGGGAUGUCAUUUCAAUUUAAAGAAAUGUUAAGAAAUGCAUACUGAAUAAUAAAUCUAAAUUAUAAUGCAAA
Oncorhynchus kisutch (coho salmon) is the source of this 6683-nucleotide messenger RNA. Its product is annotated as neuropathy target esterase. The record is from RefSeq and is a predicted model, not a curated record. Gene Ontology annotation, molecular function: phosphatidylcholine lysophospholipase A1 activity. Gene Ontology annotation, cellular component: endoplasmic reticulum. Bases 150 to 4367 code for a protein of 1405 amino acids. The transcript is spliced from 35 exons. NCBI's taxonomy places the organism in Eukaryota, Metazoa, Chordata, Actinopteri, Salmoniformes, Salmonidae. Gene Ontology annotation, biological process: phosphatidylcholine metabolic process.